AUGCACACCACCUCCUGCCUCGCAUGCCGCGGCCGCAAAAUCAAGUGCCAGAGAGAAAGCGAGACCGAGGUCUGCGCGAGAUGCAGAAAGAAGGGCAUUCCCUGUGACACCAAGCCUCGGAUUCUUGGCCGCAAGCGUGGGCAUCGCAACCGCAAGACGCUAGAGAGGCUUGCAGCGGAAGCCGGGACGAGCGAAAGGGCGGCUGAUUACCGCAAGGAGGCUGCUUUGCUGGGCGCAUCGUCAAAAGCAAGCCUUUCACCCAAAUCCGAAACGCUGAGUAUUGAAGAGUCGCCAGAGCUGCAUCAUCCCAACUCUAUCAAUCCGCUUCAUAUCCUGGCCGAUACCAGCAUCGCCCACAAAGGCCAAGAACAGCUCGCUCCAGUCGAGCUUCAUGAUCUUCCGCAGCCUCUCCGCAUACAGGACGGUCUACAAGCACUCUUCAGCCCCGAGCAGCAUUCCCGCGAGACAGCCUCCCGCGCUGUGGAGAAUGUCGAGCUCUCCAAGACUGACGGUCUCGCCUCUCACCCAGAAUACGACGUCGUCAAUGUCGGUAUCGUCAGCGAAGAACAAGCUUCCUUGCUCUUCGACUAUUUCAUGGACAACCUCGCCCCCCUCCUACACAUGUUUGACCCCGCCCUGCACACAUUCGCAUUCGUCCGCCUCCGCUCCACAUUCCUCUUCUCCACCAUCCUCAAAAAUGCCGCCAAAUACUACCCCGGCUUCUCCCACACGACCCUCCAGAGAUUGAGCGAACAUACCCAAGGGCUGCAGAUGCAGACGUAUAUGGAUAAUGCGAGGAGUAUAGAGAUUGUGCAGGGGCUGAUGGUUGAUGCGCUUUGGCUGGGGCAGGCGGAGGAGGGGGAUCUGCAGUGGCAGGAGAGGUGCUGGCAACACAUAGCCACAGCAAUCAUGCAAGCUACAACCCUUCGCCUGGACCGGCUUAUCCCCUUUUGCGUGUCGAGCAAUAUGCAGUACCAGAAAGCGUCGGCGGAAAUGCAGGUCAAGUUGGUGAGGAAUAGUCAGAGGACGUGGUUGAAUUUGUAUACGUUUGAUCGGGCACUGGCGUUGGUGAGAGGGAGGGAACCGCUCGUGGCGGAGGGAGAAUUAUCGUCAAAGAGAAUGCUUGCGACCUGGCAUACCGCCCCCGGAUCUAUCGACCACGAUGUCCUCACCACCAGCUCUGCCUCCUCCCGUCAAAUGCUCAUCCAGGUGCAACGCCAAGUAGCCGCCCAAGUCGCGUCGGACGAGACUGUCAGGUUUGAAGAUGUCAAAAUGAUUGUCGAUGAAGGUUUUGGGCGAUGGACUGCGCAGUGGAAGAGUCUGAUGACUGCCAAACAUUAUGCGAUACACGAUAUCAUAUUGAAAGCAUCGCGGUUUUUGGUUCUGAUGGUGCCUUUUGAGCGGAUGUUGAAUCAGGGGAGGUUGAACGAGUCGACCCUAGGCUUGUGUCUCCAAGAAUCCACAUCCGCCUGCCAAUCCAUCGACACUUGGGUCUCCCGACAAGGCGGGUCGGGCAUACAAGAAGCGCGGUACUUGUGCCCGAGUAUAACGCUGACAAUGUUGACGUAUGCCGCGGUGUUGACGGUAAAGUUGAUGGGGAGUAAGUUGGAGUUGACGAGGGAGAGUCAUUUGGAAGAUCUUUUUAGAUUAUCGACGCUGACGCAGCUGGCAAUCCAAUUGCAAAACUUUGGAUCGAUACCGCUCGGCAAGUCGCCGGCGAUAUCACUUGGAAAGUACUUGUUUGCGACGCUGAGGCAAAUUGGGAUGGUCAUGAUCCGUUCUAUACGGCUGCCUCUACACCCAUCGCAAGCGCAAGCCCAGUCCCAUAAUCGCUCCCAUUCUUCGCACCCUUCUGUGUCUUCGACGAUAACACAGCAAAGCCCGCAGUAUCAGCAGCCGGCGAUGGUGCCGCCCAUACCAGCUCCUAUCCCUCGUCUUGACUCAGCUUACAAUACUCCAAAUAUCCCCUCUCGCUCCCACUCCCAGUCGCACUCUCAUUCCCAUCAUCGUCGCCUCUCAAAUUCACACGCCCCACCUACGAACCUCGUCAACGCAUACCCACAACCAUCCUACCCCGCUCCACUCCCCCACUCAACAUCGGCAUCGACGUCGGCGUCAGCGCCAACGGCGGCACUGACGAAAGACGAGUACGACAAGUAUUCUGCUUCGAGUGUGGCGUUUGCGCAGUUGAUGUCUUCGCUGGAGCAUCAUAAUCCGGCAAGCUUUCAUAUGGGGUACGCCCCGCCCCCACCGCCGUCGCAGUCGCAGUCGCAGUCGUCGCAGACUGCUGGGCCUGGGCCGGGUGGGGACAAUGGGAUCAGAGGGGUGGGUCACGGGGUGGUGAACGGAGGGUUGGAUGAGCAGGUGCGGGGUAUAUCCAAUGGAUCUUUAGGCCUCGGAGGACAAGUGAAUGAACAUGGAUAUGAAGCAGUGCUCGGAAAUGGGGAUGGAGGCGCAGGGGGAGGGGGGCUGCUCAGUGAGCAGUAUGGGUACGAGGGGAUGGACCUCUCGGCGUUUGGGUUGUUGUUGAAUGAGAGUACGGGGAUGAAUGGGUGGAUGAUGGAUUAUGGAAUGCCGAUGGCGGGGCGGGGGUAUUGA
Cryptococcus wingfieldii CBS 7118 is the source of this 2598-nucleotide messenger RNA. RefSeq lists its product as hypothetical. Gene Ontology annotation, cellular component: nucleus. Gene Ontology annotation, molecular function: zinc ion binding; DNA-binding transcription factor activity, RNA polymerase II-specific; transcription cis-regulatory region binding. The transcript is spliced from 14 exons. The record is from RefSeq and is a predicted model, not a curated record. Gene Ontology annotation, biological process: regulation of DNA-templated transcription. Lineage: Eukaryota; Fungi; Basidiomycota; Tremellomycetes; Tremellales; Cryptococcaceae. The coding region runs from base 1 to 2598 and encodes 865 amino acids.